This is a messenger RNA of Plasmodium adleri (nom. inval.), 4281 nucleotides long. Its product is annotated as RNA-binding protein, putative. The transcript has 2 exons. Lineage: Eukaryota; Apicomplexa; Aconoidasida; Haemosporida; Plasmodiidae. The record is from RefSeq and is a predicted model, not a curated record. Gene Ontology annotation, molecular function: RNA binding. The coding region runs from base 1 to 4281 and encodes 1426 amino acids.
AUGAACACAAAACAUAAUAAUAGCACACAUUUUGAAAAGUUCCCAUGCACAACUAAUAUUCCUUACAGUGUUCAGAAUAACUUCAAUUUAGAAAAAGAUACAUUAAUAAAAAAUUUUGAAGAUAAGAAUGAACAUAUAAAUAAAAAGAGUUUUAAUAAAAAUUUGGGAAAUUUAAUAUAUAAUAUCUCAAAACUUAUAUUACACAAUUCAGAUAAUAAAAAUACUGACAGUAAUAAUAUUAAUAGCCAAAAUAGUGAUACUAAACAUAAUAUAACCAAUAACAAAAUCUGUAAUAAUAACACAACUAAUCAUAAUACUACCAAUCAUAGUAUAACCAAUAAUAAUAUUAACCCUAACGAUAAUCAAAAAAAUAAUCAUAUAAAUAACUAUAACGAUAAUCAAAAAAAUAAUCAUAUAAAUAAUCAUAUAAAUAAUCAUAACGAUAAUCAAAUAAAUAAUCAUAUAAAUAAUCAAAUAAAUAAUCAUAACAAUAAAAAAAACAGUAAAAGUAACAAUAAAAAUAACAAUAAAAGUAACAAUAAAAGUAACAAUAAAAGUAACAAUAAAAGUAACCUUAAUAGUAAUAUUACAUGCAGUGAAUACAAUUUGCUCAGCACAAAUAAAAAAAAUCAAGAUAUCACACAAGCAUUAGAGGAACAUUUAACAUCAGUCACAAUGAAUAAUAUAGAAAGUAAUAACUUUUUAGUGUGUGAUGAAAAUAAUGGUUUUCAUCAAGUUUUAAACAAUGUAGAUUAUAAUAAAAAGGAGAAGAACAAGAAUUUUAUUAACAACAAAUGUAAUAGUAAUAUACAUAUGAAUAAUAUUGAAAACCAAUUAUAUAAUAAUGUUACUAAUAUAAUUCCAACGGUUUCCAAGAAUAAAUAUAAUUUAUUUACAAAUAACGAAGAUUAUCAUCAAGAGAAUACUAAACAUAAUGAAAUAUUAUUUAGCAAUUCAGUUAACUUUUGUAAUAUGGCAAAUUAUGAACAAGAAAAGAAAAAAAAAGAAAUAGAAGGAUCAGAAAAUUAUAAAAUGAAUGAUGUAUCUAAACAUACUCAAAUGAAUUAUAUGUAUAGAAAUAUAGAAUAUUCUAAAGAAAAGGUAGAAGAAGAAUCUUUUGAAAAAAAUGUUGCAAAUUAUGAAGAAAAUGUACCUGAAUUUAUGAAUGAAUAUAAAUUAUAUAAUGAAAAAGUGAAACAUGAUAAUAUAAAUAAUCAAAUAAUUAAAGAAAUAAAAAAAAACAAAGGAAAUUAUAAUUUUAAAAAUAUUGUAAUAACUAAUAUUUUCCUUGGAAAUAUCCCACCAAAUAUCACAGAAGAAAGAUUAAAAAAUGUAUUAGAAAUAUUUGGUUAUAUAAUUCAUAUUGAAUAUAAAUGGUCUGUUGAUAAAUGGUCUUAUGCUUUUGUAUAUUUCAUUGAUGAAAAAUGUGCUGUUAAUGCUGUCAACUUUUUAAAUCAGAAAAAGUUUUUUGAUAAUUCACCUAAUCAUAAAUUAAUAUGUUUUAUUGUUUCAAAACAAAUUCCUCAUCAAAAUACGAUGCAUUACAGUAAAGAAAACUUCUCCUUGUUAAAGGAUGGACCACCAGGCGCAAAUUUAUUUUUAUAUGGAAUACCCCUAAAGUGGACCGAACUGAAUUUAAUACAGCUAGUAAAUAAAUACGGACACGUUGUAGGUUUAAGAAUUCCGUAUAUCAGUAAAGAGAAUGACAAGAAACAAGGUAAUAGAGGUUUUGGAUUUGUUUCUUAUGAUAACAAAAAAUCAGCUAUAGAAGCUUUUGAAGAAUUAUCAAAAAUGUAUAUACAUGGAAAGCUUUUAAAGGUUCAGUUAAAGAAUGGUGAAGAACAUUUAUUACCUGCAAAAUUAAAAAAUAUUUAUAAUACAAAUAAAAAUAAAUCAAAAGAUGUUACAAACCUGAAAACCGCACAAAGUUUAGUUAGUACAACAGAUACUUUAAAUACGUUUAAUUCUUUAACUUCAACCGAAGUAAAAAAGAAACUUAAAAAUAACAAGUGUUCAAAUAAUAAUAUGAAAUCUUCCGUUUUUAUUUCAAAUAAAAAUAGCAAUAAUAAUAGUACUAUAUAUAAUAAUGUUAAUAAUAGUAAUACUCAACACCUUUCAAUACCUGAUACGAAUAGCUCAAAAAGUUUAUUAGAAAACGAAUACAAAAAUAAGUUUCCUUUAAACAAUUCCAAUAAUUGCGAUUCCGUUCCUAGUAUAUAUUCAAAGAUGUUUACAAAUUAUUCGGAUAAAUAUGAUCUAAGUGUUGUUACCACUGAACAAAAUUUUCCUAUGUAUGCAUCUAAAUUACCACAUAAUAACGGCACCAAUUUCUGUUUAUCAAAUGAAUUGAAUACAGGAGGAGAAAUUUGUUCUUACUCUCUCAAUGAAAAUAACUCAUUUGAAGGAAAGGAUACUAAUAAAAAGAAUUGUGCAAAACUGUUAAAGGAAACAGAUGAUAUUAAUAAAAAUGAAACAUUUUUUUUAAAUAAAGAAAACAGAGAAAAUAAAUAUAGUAAUAAUAAAGACAUUAAAGGGGAACAAAUAAAAACUCAAAAUGAUAUGACAUUAUAUAAUAAUAUGGAAAGUAAUAUGAUGACUUAUAAAAAUAUGGAAGAAAAUAUGGCACCCAAUAAAAACAUGGAAACUACUUUUUCAUACUUUAAUAUUUGCGAUAAUAAUAAUAAUAAUAAUAGUAAAAGUAAUUAUAGUGACUCCAAAAAGAUAAAUCCAAAUAGUAAUAGUAAUGGUAAUAGUAAUGGUAAUAGUAAUGGUAAUAGUAAUAGUAAUGGUAAUGGUAGUAGUAGUAGUAAUAAUAAUAAUAAUAGUAAUAACAAUUUUGAAAACAGAUGGGAUAAAAAUACGUGGAAAAAAACAAGCAAUAUACAAUCAGUAGAAGAAAAUAACAAACAUGAUAAUACGUUUUUUAAUUUCAUAGAUAAAAUGGAUACUACAAGAUGUCAAGGAGGAAAUAUAAGAAGUAAUAAAUAUUCAAAUUAUAAUUACAUAGAAGAAAAGAAUUCUGAAAAAAAUGAAUCAUCUAAUUUAAACAAUUUCAAAAACCAAUUUGGUGCAACCCCUAAAAAUCUGUUUUUUUUUAAUAAUUCAAAUGAAUCAGAAAUUUCAAAUAUUAAUAUGUAUAAUAAAUUUUUUGUUAAUGAAAAUAAUUUAUAUUCAGUAGAUGAAAAAAAUGAAAGACAUAAUAUACCUGCAGAAAAAAAUAUUGAGCAUACUAUAAAUAGAAUAAGAAAUGAAACGCCAUCAUCAUAUAAUGAAAAGACAAAAAAUAUAAGUUCCUUUUUAAAUGAUAUAUGGUAUAAUAAUGGUAAUAAUAAUAUUAUUAUGUAUAACAAAAAUAGUAAUUUACAUGAUAAUAAUAAUAAUAUUGUUCAUAAUAGCAAUAGUAUGCAUUACCAUAUCAAUGAUAUCCAUAGCAAUAUGAAAAGAGAUAAUUAUGCGAAUAAUAAUAAGUGGAAUAAUAAUAUAAAGGGAAAUAAUUCAUAUGAAUAUAAUUAUAAAAAAGAAAAUAAUAAUAAUAAUAAUAAUAAUAUGUUUUAUUGUAAUAUAAAUAAUAAUAAUAAUAAUGAUCAUAUGUCUGAAAUAGAGUUUAAACAAUUAAAUGGUAUUAUUGAAAAAAAGAAGGAAUAUUUAAAUGCUGUUUCUAAAGAAGACCAAGAAGAUUUGGAUGAUAAAGAAAAUAAAACAACACAAUAUUUUAAAAAUAUGAAAAUUUUGUUUACAUUUUUAAAUAUAUAUGCAAAACAAAAUUCAUUAGAUAUAGAUGAUUUUUUUAAUGAUGAAAAAAAUAUGGACUUGUUUGAAAUGUUAAUUAAUAAGAAACAAUUUGAUAAAAAAGAUUUGGAAUAUGUAUUUAAUAUGUUACAAUUAAAAAAUAAAGAAAAGGAAAAAAUGAAAAAAGAAAUAUUAAAUCAUAAUGAAUAUUUUAAAGAAAAUUAUAACCAUGAUAAAGUAGUAUAUACAAGAUCAAAUACCAAUAUGCUUAAUAUGAAUUAUAACAGUUCCAAUAGGUAUCCUCAAGGUAACAAUAUUAAUAGUAAUCAUAAUAUUUCUCAAAGGAAUGAAAACAACUAUUAUGUGAAAAAUAAUGAUGCACCAUAUGAUUUAGAUAUAAAUAACAUAAUAUAUACAAAUAAUAAUUUUACAAAUUUAGAUAAAUAUGAAAAUAGCAACUUCAAUAUGGAAAUAAAAAAAAUUAAUGAUAUGAAUGUAUACGAUAAUAAGUUUAUACCAAAUGUUCAGAAUAAUGUCACUAAAUAUAUGUAA